UCAGCGCUUGGAGAUUCCUUCGCAUUGCAUCACCAACUCCAUCAAUUCACAACACACCGACAAAAUGCGCCCUCUUACAGAAACGGAGCAGAAGACCGUCUUCGAGAAGCUUGCAAACUACUGCACCGAUCUCAAGAGUCUUAUCGCUCCUCUCGAUGAUGGCGACAGAUACGUUUUCCGUCUGAACCACUCUCGCGUUUACUACGUCCGUCUCUCCGUUGCCAACCUCGCCACCAGUGUCAGCCGCGAUGCCCUCCUCAGCCUGGGUACCUGCCUUGGAAAGAUGACCAAGACCGGAAAGUUCAGACUUCACAUCACUGCCCUUCCUAUCCUCUCCGAGCACGCCCGUCAUAAGAUCUGGGUCAAGGACAACGGUGCCCAGCCCUUCCUCUACGGCUCGAACGUCGUCAAGGCCCACGUCGGCCGUUGGUCCGAGGACUGCCCCGAGCACUCCGGCGUCGUCGUCUACAGCAUGGCUGAUAUUCCCCUUGGCUUCGGUGUCACAGCUCGUAGCACAACCGAGGCACGCCGCCUUGAUCCCACGGGUAUCGUUUGCUUCCGUCAAUCGGACUGCGGCGAGUACCUCCGUGAUGAGGACACCCUCUUUGCUGGUUAAAGUGUCGGUCCGAGUAAGAAAGAUGGAAGGAAUUAACGAAGGCUUGGAAAAGAGAAGGUCAUAAGAACUUUUUAUUGCUUUAGGGAAGUACCAUAAAGGCGUCCUGGCGUUUACAACACACACAUACACUUUUGGUCAGAAUCAGAUACCUCCAGCAUUUUUAUCUGGGCAGAUAUAAUUUGAUCUUUUUUCUCGUCGAG
Neurospora tetrasperma FGSC 2508 is the source of this 816-nucleotide messenger RNA. RefSeq lists its product as uncharacterized. Gene Ontology annotation, cellular component: nucleolus; nucleus; preribosome, large subunit precursor. The transcript is spliced from 5 exons. The record is from RefSeq and is a predicted model, not a curated record. Gene Ontology annotation, molecular function: RNA binding. Gene Ontology annotation, biological process: ribosomal large subunit biogenesis; ribosome assembly. Bases 65 to 616 code for a protein of 183 amino acids. NCBI's taxonomy places the organism in Eukaryota, Fungi, Ascomycota, Sordariomycetes, Sordariales, Sordariaceae.